Molecule: messenger RNA, 3759 nt
Organism: Panthera uncia (snow leopard)
Lineage: Eukaryota; Metazoa; Chordata; Mammalia; Carnivora; Felidae
Gene: CHUK
Product: component of inhibitor of nuclear factor kappa B kinase complex
Exons: 21
Coding region: 111-2348 (745 amino acids)
Biological process (GO): tumor necrosis factor-mediated signaling pathway; peptidyl-serine phosphorylation; positive regulation of transcription by RNA polymerase II
Cellular component (GO): cytoplasm; IkappaB kinase complex
Molecular function (GO): IkappaB kinase activity; ATP binding
Source: RefSeq, a predicted model, not a curated record
UACCGGAAGUGACGCAUACUUCUCGCGAGAAGAGAGACGCGCGAGCCUCGGCGGCCCGGAACCGGCCUCGGAACAGCGGCGGAACCUGAGGUCGCUUGCCCUCCCGCCCCAUGGAGCGGCCCCCAGGGCUGCGGCCGGGUGCGGGCGGGCCCUGGGAGAUGCGCGAGCGGCUGGGCACCGGCGGCUUCGGGAAUGUCUGCCUGUACCAGCAUCGGGAACUUGAUGUCAAAAUAGCAAUUAAGUCAUGUCGUGUAGAACUAAGUACCAAAAACAGAGAACGGUGGUGCCAUGAAAUCCAGAUCAUGAAGAAGUUGAACCAUGCCAACGUUGUAAAGGCCUGUGAUGUACCUGAGGAGUUGAAUUUUUUAAUUAAUGAUGUUCCUCUUCUAGCAAUGGAAUACUGUUCUGGCGGAGAUCUCCGGAAGCUACUCAACAAACCAGAAAAUUGCUGUGGGCUUAAAGAAAGCCAGAUACUUUCUUUACUGAGUGAUAUAGGGUCUGGGAUCCGAUAUUUGCAUGAAAACAAAAUCAUACAUCGUGAUCUAAAACCUGAAAACAUAGUUCUUCAGGAUGUUGGUGGAAAGAUUAUGCAUAAAAUAAUUGAUCUGGGAUAUGCCAAAGAUGUUGAUCAAGGAAGUCUGUGUACGUCUUUUGUGGGAACACUGCAAUAUCUGGCCCCAGAGCUCUUUGAGAACAAGCCUUAUACAGCUACUGUUGAUUACUGGAGCUUUGGGACCAUGGUGUUUGAAUGUAUUGCUGGAUAUAGGCCCUUUUUGCAUCAUCUGCAGCCAUUUACCUGGCAUGAGAAGAUUAAGAAGAAGGAUCCAAAGUGUAUAUUUGCAUGUGAAGAGAUGACAGGAGAAGUUCGGUUUAGUAGCCAUUUACCUCAACCAAAUAGCCUUUGUAGUUUAAUAGUAGAGCCCAUGGAAAACUGGCUUCAGUUGAUGCUGAAUUGGGAUCCUCAGCAAAGAGGAGGACCUGUUGAUCUCACUUUGAAGCAGCCAAGAUGUUUUCUAUUAAUGGAUCACAUUCUGAAUUUGAAGAUAGUACACAUCCUAAAUAUGACUUCUGCAAAGAUAAUUUCUUUUCUGUUACCACCUGAUGAAAGUCUUCACUCACUGCAGUCUCGUAUUGAGCGCGAAACUGGAAUAAGUACUGGUUCUCAAGAGCUUCUUUCGGAGACGGGAAUUUCUCUGGAUCCUCGGAAACCAGCCUCUCAGUGUGUUCUAGAUGGAGUUAGAGGCUGUGAUAGCUAUAUGGUAUAUUUGUUUGAUAAAAGUAAGACUGUAUAUGAAGGACCAUUUGCUUCCAGAAGUUUAUCUGACUGUGUAAAUUACAUUGUACGGGACAGCAAAAUACAACUUCCAAUUAUACAGCUACGUAAAGUAUGGGCUGAAGCAGUGCAUUAUGUGUCUGGACUAAAAGAAGACUACAGCAGGCUCUUUCAGGGACAAAGAGCAGCAAUGUUAAGUCUUCUUAGAUAUAAUGCAAAUCUGACAAAAAUGAAGAACACUUUGAUCUCAGCAUCUCAGCAACUGAAAGCCAAAUUGGAGUUUUUCCACAAAAGCAUUCAACUUGACUUGGAAAGAUACAGUGAGCAGAUGACUUACGGGAUAUCCUCAGAAAAAAUGUUAAAAGCAUGGAAGGAAAUGGAAGAAAAGGCUAUCCACUAUGCUGAGGUGGGUGUCAUUGGUUACCUGGAGGAUCAGAUCAUGUCCCUGCAUACUGAAAUCAUGGAGCUACAGAAGAGCCCUUAUGGAAGACGUCAGGGAGACUUGAUGGAAUCUCUGGAACAGCGUGCCAUUGAUCUGUAUAAGCAGUUAAAGCACAGACCUUCAGAUCACUCCUACAGCGACAGCACAGAAAUGGUGAAGAUCAUUGUACAUACUGUUCAGAGUCAGGACCGGGUUCUCAAGGAGCUGUUUGGUCAUCUGAGCAAGUUAUUGGGCUGUAAGCAGAAGAUUAUUGAUCUACUGCCCAAGGUGGAAAUGGCCCUCAGUAACAUCAAAGAAGCUGACAAUACUGUCAUGUUUAUGCAGGGAAAGAGGCAGAAAGAAAUAUGGCAUCUCCUUAAAAUUGCCUGUACACAGAGUUCUGCCCGGUCCCUUGUAGGAUCCAGUCUAGAAGGUGCAAUAACCCCUCAGGCAUCAGCAUGGCUUCCCCCAACUUCAGCAGAACGUGAACAUCCCCUGUCAUGCGUGGUAACUCCUCAAGAUGGGGAGACUGUAGCACAAAUGAUAGAAGAAAAUUUGAACUGUCUUGGCCAUUUAAGCACUAUUAUUCAUGAAGCAAAUGAGGAACAGGGCAGUAGUAUGAUGAAUCUUGAUUGGAGUUGGUUAACAGAAUGACUUGCUACUUAUUCACUGUCCCCAAACCUAUGGAAGUUGUCGCAGCACGUGUUGGAAAUUUGUUUUUCUCCCAUGAAAUCAUUCUUCAGACACCAGCAAAUUGAAGAAAUGACUAUGAUCAGAAAAUAUGCAUGAUUUUACAAGGACAGUAUUUUCACUUUGGGUAAUUUUAAUCUCUGAAGAGACAGAAUCUUAAACGUUAGUGGACUUGUUUAAAUACGAUAGCUAUUUAAGCACAGCAAUCCAUUUGUUUUCAAACUUGAUAAAACGUUUAACUGACUAAAAACAUCUUUUGUCAUUUAACUUUUGGGCAUAAGGCCAAAAGUGUGUGUGUGUGUGUGUGUGUGUGUGUGUGUGUGUGUGUGUGUAUACACAUAAAUAUAUAUGACUAACAUGCAUUCAAGGUAAAAGUUGUUUGCCUUUGUUUCUUGUGGAAGAGACUGCUCACAAGUAAAACUGUACUUCAUGAAGAUUAAACUCUACCUCCUUGUGUUGCAUUCAAAAAAUGCUCUUCCUGGCAUCAUAAGGAGUUAACUUAAUAGUUUCAUUUUUACUGCACAUUUGACAGUAUCCUUUUUUUCUUUUUUUUUAAUGUUUAUUUUUGAGAGAGACACAGAGCAUGAGCAGGGGAUGGGGCAGAGAGAGAGGGAAACACAGAAUCUGAAGCAGGUUCCAGGCUCUGAGCUGUCAGCACAGAGCCCUUUGCAGGGCUUGAACUCACAAACCAUGAGAUCAUGGCCUGAGCUGAUGUCGGAUGCCUAACUGACUGAGCCACCCAGGGACCCCAGCAUCUGUGUCUUUAAUACCAGUUGAUUCAAAUAAAUCUUGUUAAAUGUGCUAUGUGUAUAUGUAUUUAAGAUGUACAUUUAAUAAUAUCAAGAAAAUGCCGUUAAUUUAUAAUAUGUUUGAAAACUGUUGUUUUUUCAUUUGUAAAAAGUGGGUCAUUUGUUUAAUGAAUUUUUCAUGUUCUACAAAUGUAUAAAGAUCUACACUCUCUUAUCUGUAAUUCCAAAUAUAAAGCUUUGAAAACAUUUUUCAUAAGCUUGGUAACAAAACUCAUUUGCUUGCAAAUCUAACCUGAACUGAUAUUGAAUCUGCUUAUCCCAUUUAGUGUGAAUAUUCAUUUAUUUUGCUGUGGAAAUAGUAACAUGUUUGAUUAUUGGGGGCGGGGGAGCGCUGCCACAGACCCUGCUGGGUGUUUAUGGAGGAUGGUGUAUGCACUGAAUUACUUUUCUAAAAUCUGAAAAUUUUUUAAUUCUGAAACAUUGGGCCCUAAGGGUUUCAGAUAAAGGAUUGUCCAUCUAUCAUCUAUUAAAUAAAUUAGAAGGUCUUUUGUGUUUUUUAAAAAAUGUGAAAUGCUUUUAUAUUCUAGACAGUUUUCCACUUUGUGUAUUAAAUGAUUUUUAAAUUA